AUGCCAGAGCACGAUCUUUUCUCUGUAAACGCGGUGCUUUUUGCCUUUGCCGAAAAUGGGCAUCUUGAUUCUGCCAAGGUAGUAUUUAGCAAAAUGCCUGCUCGCAACUUGGUGUCGUGGACGACGAUGCUGGGGGCUUUAUCUCAAUUCGCGGAUGUGGAAAGCACUUUUGAAGAGAUGCCGGAGCACGAUGUCGUCUCGUGCACUUGCGCAAUUGCAGCAUUCUCCCGUCACGGGCAUCUGGAGUCUUCUCUGGAGCUCUUCCACGCCAUGCGUGUGAGGAAUUUCUCGACUUGCACCGCAAUCCUCUCCGGCUACGUCCACUGCGGCCUCCUGAAAGAGUCCGAGCGCUUCUUUCACGAUCAAAUGCCACAGCACGAUCUUGUCUCCGUCACAACGCUGCUCGUCGCCUACACCCAAAGCCAACGCCUUGAGGAAGCCAGCUGCCUCUUUGAUUCUCUUCCGUACGUAGAUGCCGUGUGUUGGAACGCCAUAGCCACGGGACUUUCCCAGUGCGGCCUCCUGGACGAAACCACGAAAAUCCUCGACAAAAUGCCGCUUUCUCUUGCAAGGAAGGUGUUCCAAACGAUGCCCCUGCGCAGCGUUGAAUCCUUCAGUGUAAUGCUGACCGCAUAUGCCCAAGCCAGCAGCCCCAGCGACGUGUUUGAUUCCUUCGAAGAGAUGAAGAUAGUGGAGAUGCCCGACGAUUCCUGCUUCACUUUGGUGCUGAUGGCGAGCAGCCAAGUGGGCGAGCCCAAUGUCGGCGGCUCCUACUUCAACUCCAUGCGUCUGGAUUACGGGGUGGCGGCGAGAAAGCAACACUACUGCUGCAUCGUGGACAUGCUGGGGCGAGCGGGAUACCUGCAUGCGGCGGAAGAGCUUGUGCAAACCAUGCCUUUUCUUCCCAACUCGUGGGACUGGACGUCCAUGCUAAGUUCUUCCAGAGGCGAUAGAAUCUGGAAAAACGGUGCUCGAGUGACGAAACGAGCUUUGCUUUCGGGCCCCAGCGAUGGAGCUGCUCUUGUGCUGCUCGCACGCUCCUCAUGA
Messenger RNA from Selaginella moellendorffii, 1047 nucleotides. RefSeq names its product pentatricopeptide repeat-containing protein At4g02750-like. Gene Ontology annotation, molecular function: protein binding; RNA binding. Gene Ontology annotation, biological process: RNA modification. Lineage: Eukaryota; Viridiplantae; Streptophyta; Lycopodiopsida; Selaginellales; Selaginellaceae. Bases 1 to 1047 code for a protein of 348 amino acids. The transcript has 2 exons. The record is from RefSeq and is a predicted model, not a curated record.